CUCACGACCCUCAAAAAAGGUCGCUACCCAUAGUUUAAGGAAAAAAAUGAAAGCCUAAUGUGUAGGAUAAUUGACUGUUUUCAAAUUUGUAUUUCUAUAUUUUAAUGCGUUUUCGAGAACUCCUCGACAACCGAUCUAAUAUCCUUACAUCACCGGUGAGUCUUUUUCAUUUACGUAAUUUUUUAUAGCAGAUUAAAAUAGAACGAACAGUGGACAGGUAGUUGAAAUAGAGCAGCCUAACAUUGUAGGCCUAUACCCUAGACAUCUCUUCUCUCUUCAAGAUAAAACAAAGACAGUGAAUACGAAGGAGAAUUAAAGCAUGAAUAGUAACCAUCCAAUAUGCCUUAAGAGAAAGGAAUAUUACCAGUGCCAAACCAUUUCAUAUACUUUGCAGAAUAAUGAACAUUAAUUUCUUUUAGGACUCCCGUCCUAUAUUCAAGUGGUUAAAAAAGCAAGAUUAGAUUACUGGUUGAGAAAAGCACCAAUAUCAUCAUACGUCUCAACAUAAGGCCAAAAAAAUAUAAAUUGUUUGUUUGCUCUUCUUUUUAAAAAAAUGAUAAAUAGAGAGGUUUUAUUAAUUUUUUUAACACUCAUCAGAUAGAAUAAAAAAGACCUAGAAUGGCAAUAUAUCUUACAUCAGACAACAACUUUAGACUAAUUUGUAGGGCAUCUGGCAAAAAAUAAAGACAAAUUCACUCACAUUGUUUUAAAUUUGAAAAGAAAAAAGCUAAAAAGAAAACUUUUUUAAAGUUUUUUUUUUAAAUUUUCCGCCACUUUUUUUCAGUGAUUUAGAGGCGGGUGGAGGAGGGCAAACAAACAAUUUUGUUUUUGGUCUAAUGAACAGAUAUCGCAGAAAUCAUGUCUAGUAAACAUAACGUAUAAUAUGUUAAUAAUAUUUAACAAGGAAUUAAUUAGAGAAAACUAUUUGAUUUAUCUAUAUAUUUAAUUCUUAUCUUUAAAGACAAAUUGACAACGGUAUUAUUAGAAAAUAUUGCAAAAUUUAUUAGAUUUGCUUAUUUGAAAAGAAGUUUUACGUUAACUGAUUAGCGCACUUUUUAAAUGUUGAUUUGUCUACACGUCGGGCCAUGGGCCCAUAUAUAUUGAUAAAUGCCUUUGAUAUCUAAUCUAGGGGAAGAAAGAAAGUCUAUGUGGGCCCAUAUAAAUAAGCACAGACAAUGAGAAGCCAUUUAUUAUGAAUUAUGACAAACUAACCCCAUAGGAAAAGCACGCUUUUGAAAUCCAAAGUUAAGAAACUUAAAAGAAAAAUAUGGAAAGGGCUUUGGUCAACAUAGGGUUAUUAAAUACACCAAGUGGUUGCUCUUUACAGUACUGCAAUUACCAUAUUAUAUCAAGAGUGCCAAAUGUCACUACUCCACCUUUAGGGUUAAAGAACCCCAUAUUGACUGAUAACGAAGUAAUUGUUUUCACAUAUUGGUCGAAAUGGCAGAGUACAGGAAAGUUAGCACAAUUAGUUAUCAAAAUACAAAUAGGAUUUGUCAACAGUUCAGAUAAUUUCAAUGGGUGUGUGCUCUCACUAAUAUUACUUAAUGCGUUAGUGUUUAACAAACUUGAUAAAGCUGGGCGUUUUGGACUUUGCUGAGCCAUAGACAUAUGUAAUGAAACACAUCAAGCAGCAAACGUCAGGAUUUUUUCAAUAUGGACACACCACGGAAACAGAGCAUCGAAUCUAAGACGUCGAUUUCAAAAAGCACAGGAGACGAUGAGGGAGUUGGUCUUGUCCGUCAACUUGGAAUAUUUUCUUUCUCUUCUUUAAUUAUUGGCACGGUCAUCGGUUCUGGUAUUUUCAUUUCUCCAAAAGGAAUAUUAGAAUAUACACAUACCGUUGGGUUGUCGAUGGUGAUAUGGAUACUCUGUGGUGUUCUUUCAACAUUAGGGGCGCUCAGUUACGGGGAGCUAGGCACAACAUUUUCUAAAUCCGGAGGAGAUUUUAUAUAUCUUUUAGAAUCGUUUGGACCUAUGACAGCAUUUCUUAGGGUAUGGACAUGCCUUGCAGCCGUCAGAACAGGAACGUGGGCUGUACUUGCUAUAACAUCUGCUACGUAUAUACUAACUCCGUUUUAUCCCGGCUGCCCUGUUCCAGGAUUGGCCGUACGUUUACUUGCUGCGACUAUAAUAUGUGUGGUUUUCCUCGUGAAUUGCGUCAGCGUUCCAAUAACAUCUCGUCUAAAUGUAUUUUUCACCAUUGUCAAGGUAUCUGGCUUGAUUUUGAUUGUCAUUGCUGGCAUAGUGUUAUUAAUUCAAGGAAAUACGGAAAAUUUUGAAGAUGCAUUCCAAGGCGAAGGAAAAUUCAAAUGGAUAGAGCUACCACUGGCCUUUUACUCCGGUCUGUUUGCAUUUUCCGGAUGGCAAAUUACAGCCUCUAUGACUGAAGAAGUGAUUAAUCCAUCAAGGACUCUUCCCGCUUCAACAGUCAUUGCCAUGACGGUAAUCACAAGUGUGUACAUAAUGGCGAAUAUUGCAUAUUUUACAGUCCUCACACCCGCCGAGAUUCUAGCAUCUGAUGCAGUUGCAUUGAGUUUUGGUCAGAAGGUAUUCGGCGACUGGGCCUGGAUCCUAUCCCUUGUAGUAGCUUUUUCAUGUAUAGGUGCAAUUAAUGGCGGAGUUUUAUCAACGUCAAGAAUGAACUUCGCCGCGUCACGUGAGGGUCAACUACCUAAGCUCCUUUCGAUGAUACACAUUCAUUAUAAAACACCAAUGCCGUCUGCAGUAAUUAUGAUUCCAAUCGCUCUAAUUUUACUUGUUGGUGAUAGUGUGUACAGUCUUAUCAAUUACCUUAGUUUCACACGAUGGUUGUUUAUCGCCCUCACCGUGGGCACAGUACCGUAUUACAGAUGGAAGUAUCCAGAUUGGGAACGCCCAUUCAAGGUUAAUUUGGCGGUACCAAUCAUUUUUACCUGUUUCGCUUUGUUGGUGGUCGUUGUCUCUCUUGUAUCAGCACCAAAGGAUUGUGGGAUUGGACUGGCCAUUAUGCUUGCUGGUAUUCCUUUAUACCUGGUAGGUGUGCGAUGGACAAACAAGCCGUCGUGGUUCGAUGAAGGAAUGGAUAAUUUCAAUUUAUUCUGUCAAAAAUUCAUGUUGGUCGUUGAAGGUGAUAAGAAAGAUGACUGAAUGAGAAAAAAGAUGACUGAUAAACAAUGCAACUUGUAAUUACUGUAUAAACCAAAAUACUGGCCACUCUACUGUUUAUUUCUAUAUUAUCAUAAACCAUAAGGAGGAAGAAAAUAAAGUAAAUAAUAAAGUGAGUCAGUUUAAGUGUAUGGAAAAGGCGGAGUACAAUAAAUUGGAAUAUUCAUCUGAUUUAUCAAUAGAACAGUUGUAAUAUCUUCAUUAAACUUUUAUUUAUGAACAGUGCAAUUAUUUGUCAUAUUGAAAGAAUAAGAACAGAAAUGACAUUACGCCUGCUUGAUGAUUGUCGUCUUUUUCACUCUGUAUCAAAACUAAUACAGUUACCUACCCCGAUAACUGCAAGAGGACCCUGUUUAAAGUCGGGACUGUAUUAUAUUUUAUUACUAAUAAACAUGCUGAUCUCUUCAAAGAAUAAACUAAGAGGUGUUGCAUACGCAUUGGUUAAGUGACUCACUUGUCUUUUACUAUAAAAUAUAAUGUAUUACGUGAGCAGCACAAACACCUAAUUAUACCAUUAAAUAUGAAGUACAGUAUAAAAGUUCGAUGUUGGUGCAUAUCUUGAAAUAUUUAAUGUUUUAAUGUUCACUGAAUAAAUAAAUAAAUAAAUAAGCUCUUUGGUGGAUAUUGUGUAUUUUAUAUAGUAUUUAUAAUCUAGUUGCUAGAUAUAAAACACUCUCUCUUGCAUGAAUGUUAUCAUAAGUGAAUAAAGAAUAUAUCCAACAUUGCUAUGGAA
Messenger RNA from Anneissia japonica, 3880 nucleotides. Its product is annotated as cystine/glutamate transporter-like. Bases 1657 to 3129 code for a protein of 490 amino acids. Gene Ontology annotation, cellular component: membrane. NCBI's taxonomy places the organism in Eukaryota, Metazoa, Echinodermata, Crinoidea, Comatulida, Comatulidae. Gene Ontology annotation, biological process: amino acid transmembrane transport. The record is from RefSeq and is a predicted model, not a curated record. The transcript has 10 exons. Gene Ontology annotation, molecular function: L-amino acid transmembrane transporter activity.